CAUGGCUUCAUCCUUCCUCUGCCUCAGCCUCCUCUUCAUCAGCCUCAGCACAGGAGAUGCAUUUCUGGAUUAUUAUGUAAACCGCUGUCAGUUUAACUCCACUGAGCUGAAAGACAUCGAGCUCAUCUUCUCUGAAUAUUACAACAAGUUGGAACUUUACAGGUUCAGCAGCAGCGUGGGGAAGUUUGUCGGAUACACUGAGUAUGGAGUGAAACAGGCAGACUACUUUAACAGUGAUCCUGCUAGGCUGGCUGCAAUGAGAGCUCAGAAGGAGACAGUCUGCCUACAGAAUAUUGUUACUGACUACCAGUCUGUUCUGUCUAAAUCAGUUCAACCCACUGUCAAACUUCACUCCAUGAUGCCUCUCUCAAGCCACCAUCCCGCCAUGUUGGUCUGCAGCGUCUAUGACUUCUACCCCACUGAGAUCAAAGUGAGCUGGCACAGAGAUGGACAGGAAGUCACCUCUGAUGUCACUUCCACUGAGGAGAUGGAGGAUGGUGAUUGGUACUACCAGGCCCACUCCCACCUGGAGUACACACCCAGGUAUGGAGAGAAAAUUUCCUGUAUGGUGGAGCACGCCAGCCUGAGGGAACCUCUGAUCACUGACUGGGACCCAUCGAUGCCUGUGUCAGAGAGGAGCAAGCUCGCCAUCGGAGCCUCAGGACUGAUCCUGGGUCUGAUCUUAUUUCUGAUUGGAUUCAUCUACUACAGGAGGAUGGCCCAAGAUCGUAUCCUGGUUCCCACUAACUGAGGCAGGUCCUGGUCCUCGUUAUUUCUGAUGUUAUAAAAGCAGCUGCUUCCUGUGUUCAGCAGUCUGACGAUGAUGAUGAUGAUGAUGAGCCUAAUUGAGGGCCAUCUCUGUGCUGUUGGUGGGUGUUGUGGCUUUACUGCGAUGGUCCUGGAUCAGAUCUAAUGUAGACUCUGCUCUUUGAUGCUUCAGUCUUCCAUGUAUCCAUGUAAUGUAAUCCAGGUGAUUUAGGUCUCUGAAUGUCUUUG
Molecule: messenger RNA, 996 nt
Organism: Pelmatolapia mariae (spotted tilapia)
Lineage: Eukaryota; Metazoa; Chordata; Actinopteri; Cichliformes; Cichlidae
Product: class II histocompatibility antigen, B-L beta chain-like
Exons: 6
Coding region: 2-751 (249 amino acids)
Biological process (GO): antigen processing and presentation; immune response
Cellular component (GO): MHC class II protein complex; membrane
Source: RefSeq, a predicted model, not a curated record